AUGCAAGGGUCCCAGCCCCGUUCGUCGCGGCCGAACUCCGUGGCGGCUGCGGGAAGCGUGGGCGCGGCGCGGCGGGCGGCCUCCUCUUCUCGACACCGCGCCGACGACCGGAAUCCGUCUGCCUUCGAUGCGUCGCGGACUUCGCGGCCUCUGUCGGCCUCCCACUCUCCCCCCCGCGCUGGGGCGGCCGCCGGGGGGGCCUUCGCCGAGGGCGGCGAGAGAAAGCCCGCGCGCAGCAACGACAGAAGUCAGAGCCGGGGGCCGCUGACCCACAAAGCGACCUCCCUCUCCUUCGCCCCUUCGGCCGUCGCCCUCGCGGGAGACGCCCGCGGCCGCGCGCGCAGCGCAGCCGUUCGUCUCUGCUCGCUGGCUCCCAUGACUGAGUUGAGGCUCGUUCUCGAUGACGUCAAGGAGGCCGAGAUCGGCGGAGGCGCCGCGGAGGCACUCGGGUCGCGAGCGAGUGCGCCAGUCACGAUUCUCAAGGUCCUCCCGUCAGACGGGGGUCACGGGUCGCGUCGCCAGAGGAACCGCGAAGAGCAAGAGGACCCGCACUGCUUGCGCGGGUCGCUGCCUGGCACCGCGGAGAUUUUCGGCUCGGAGCUGCUGCCUGACGUGGACUACGCGCUGCAACCGGGCAGCUGCCUCGCCGUCUUCUCCUGGGGAGGAUGCACUCUGCAGUUGCGAGGCCGCGUCCAGCAGGAGUACACAGCGCCGAACGCGGCGAUGAAGGACUACCUCGCGCUCUCGUCCAUACUUGACGCGCGCCGGCAAAUCGCCGCCCUCCGCCGCGAAGUGGGGCCCCGAGUCCUCGUGGUGGGCAGCAGCUGCAGCGGGAAAAGCUCCAUCUGCUCUGUGCUGGCGAACUACGGAAUCCGCGGCGGAUGGACGCCUGUGUACGUCGAGCUCGAUCCUCGAGGGAGCACGGACAAGCCGCAGUUGCAACUGCCGCCAGGGUGCCUGGGGGCAGUUGUGUUGGAGUCGCUCGACUUUGCGGCGGAGCCUGACUUUCCACUGGUCUACUUUUACGGGCGGACCGAGCCGCCCUCGGCCUCUUCUGACGGCGCCUCGUCGUCCUACGCGGGCGGGGUCGGCGGGAUGCCGAGCGCCGGCAACAACUACUCAAUGUUUGGCGACGCUUCUGGCUUCUUCGAUGCGGAGCAAGACGGCAUGACCAACACCAGGGCGGGCGUCCGCGGCGGCGCGGAGGCCGGCGCAGGGACAGCGGAUCUGUUUGAGUGGCUGUGCGAGUGCCUCAGUUGCGGCGUCUACACGGCCUUCGUGGAUAACCUGCGCCAGAAAAAGGGCAUUGUCAAGGAGGAGGAGGAGAAGGAAGGCGACAUUCAGCGGCUCUUGGCGGCCUCGGGGAUGCUCAUCAACGCGCCCCCGCAGACGAAUCUCUCGCUCGUGACGCGCCUCGUGGACAUCUUCAACGUCGACCUCAUUCUCGUCGUCGACAACCCCAGUCUUCUUCGCGCGUUGCAGGACUUUUACAAAUACGAGGAGCUCGCUUCUGAGAACGCCGCACUCAGUAGUCGCCGGCUCCGGCCCCGCGGCUCCGCGCAGAAAGACGGAGAAGACGCAGAGGUGGCGGGAGACGAAGGCGAGCCCGCCCCGGGUGACGAGGCGGCGCCGACCAAGAGCGCGGAAGGGACGGACUCUGCGCCAGUCGACGGACUCUAUCCGGCGCCGCCGACUGAAGCGAACCCGCAUGACGACGACGAUGAAGAGGAAUACGCGCUAUUCCAGAGUCAGGGCGUGGAAGUUAUUGGUGUAAAGAAAAUGGAAGGCGCUGUCACGGUGGAUAACGCUCGCCUGAGACAGCUGCGCCGAGCGCGCGUUUUGAGUUACUUCCUGGGGCUCGAGGGCGGCAAGCGCCUGCGGCCGCAGACGCUGCGCCUGAGGCUCUCAGACUGCAACCUCGUCCAGUUCGAGGCCGUCAACUUGGCGCCUCUCUCUGCUCUCCCUGCGGACUACGUGCGGUCUCAAAAGCAGUCACCGAUCACAGUCUCGCCGUGGACGGGGAACCCCCUCGCGCUAGCCAACGCCCUCGUCGCCGUCCCCGCGACGCGAGAUCCGGCCUUCGUCAAAUUCGCCAACGUUGCCUGUCUGAUUCACAUUUUCAAAGUCGAGGAAGUCCCAGCCCCUCUCGGCGAAGAAGGCGGCGGAGGGCCGACGUACGUGGCGGAGGUUCACUCGCCUGCGCUGCCGGGGGGGCAGCUGCCCUCAAACAUCAUCAUUGUGCCCGACGACUUGAAGGGAAUGAAGUUUUUCGUGGACUUAAACUGA
Molecule: messenger RNA, 2286 nt
Organism: Besnoitia besnoiti
Lineage: Eukaryota; Apicomplexa; Conoidasida; Eucoccidiorida; Sarcocystidae
Product: polynucleotide 5'-hydroxyl-kinase
Exons: 8
Coding region: 1-2286 (761 amino acids)
Biological process (GO): RNA processing
Cellular component (GO): nucleus
Molecular function (GO): polynucleotide 5'-hydroxyl-kinase activity
Source: RefSeq, a predicted model, not a curated record